Molecule: messenger RNA, 711 nt
Organism: Prorocentrum cordatum
Lineage: Eukaryota; Dinophyceae; Prorocentrales; Prorocentraceae
Source: the annotation of a GenBank genome assembly
AUGGGUGCUGUUCCGGGUACGCAGUCCACGCCCGUCGUGGAGAGGCGGGUGCAGCUCGCAGCGACUCCCAUCGGGCCGCCGUUGCCCCAGAUGCUGCAGGCAUACCACACGUCCGUCAUCGUGGACGACAUGGAGUUCUCCUUCAGCGGUAGGGGGAUCGACCAGCUCCGCCCGACGCAGAGCCACAUUCCCUUCGCGGGGAAGCCCACUGUGACCGAUAUGGGUUACACGAAGCUGCCAAGGAGGGAAAUGGUCAAGUACCUGCGGCCUCACUUCAUGCCAGGCACGUACGACCUCCUCAGGAAGAACUGCAACUCAUUCACAGACUGCUGCCUGGCGUUCUUGCUCGACACGCGCCUCGACGAGAAGUACAGGACCAUGGAGAAGAUCGGUGCAGUGACAGACCAGCACAUGGCGGUGGUGCGAUUUUUCACGGGCGGCGGCUACCAGCCGAACCCGAGGUCCAAGGAUUUCCAAUCUUGCAGGGUGGUGGAGCGCAUCCAGGAGAGGCGCGGGCCCGGAUCCCCCCCGGCGGAGGACCGCGCCCUGGACAAGCCCUCCAGCAGGCCCGACACUCACCAUGGAGGGAGCGCGCACGACAGAGGCGCGGGGCUGGCGAGAGGCGGUCCAAGUGACGAGCGGCGAGCGAGGGGCCUCGCGUCGCGCCCCUGGCUGGGCCCACGUGGACGUCCGCGCACGGGUCACGUCUGA